UGUUGCAUUUUGGUCGGCUACACCUAAAAGGCAUGAGAAAUUUGAAAAAAUGGCACGUCUGAUGAACACGGAAUACACAUCUAGGCUAUCUCUUGAUUGCAAAACUAGAUGGAAUUCAACCUACCUUAUGCUAACUUGUGCAUUGCAAUACAGAGAUGUUUUUGCAAGACUUAGUAUACGUGAAAAAAGUUUAAUUGUCCAACUAAUGAAGAUUGGGAGUUUGCGACAGAGGUUUGUGAGAGGCUGAAAGUAUUCUUUGAUGUAACAGAGAUAUUGUCAGGCCAGAAAUAUGUUACAGCAAACAUCUUUUUCCCCAAAAUUUGUGGUAUUCGUUUGGCAAUACGUAAAUGGCAUUCUAGUGACAAUCAACUUAUAAGAGAUAUGUCUGAUGAAAUGAAGGAUAAAUUUGAGAAGUAUUGGACAGAUGUUCAUGGUCUCAUGGCUGUUGCAACCGUCCUUGAUCCACGGUUUAAGCUUCACAUACUGCAGGCUUUAUUUCAGAACUUAUAUGGAUAUGAGCAUGCGGUCAAAGAAGUUGCAAAGAUAAGGCAACUAAUGUUAUCUUUAUUGGAUGAAUACCAACAACCCUCCGAUGUUGCGAUGCCAAAUAUUGAAAGUACUUCUACUGGUGGUGGUGGUGUGGAUGAAGUUUAUGAGAUAUUUGAUGAAUAUAUGAAUUCAAAGCCUGCUGCCUCCGCUUCCCAAGUGCGCACAGAGUUGGACUUGUACUUGGAAGAGGACCCUCUCCCUCGAACACAAGAGCUAGACAUCAUUGGUUGGUGGAAGUUUGGAGGUAUUAAGUACCCUACUUUGCAAAUGAUUGCUCAUGAUAUAUUACCUAUUCCCGUCACUUCAGUAGCAUCGGAGUGUGUCUUUAGUGCUAGCGGGAGAUUAAUUAGUGCACAUCGUAGUCGACUUGCACCAAAAAUAGCAGAAGCUCUUAUGUGUAUGCAAUCAUGGUCUCGAGCGGACAUGUUAGGUGAGAUUCAUGGUGAUCUCCUUGCUGUCCAGAAUGUUCUUGAAGAUGAACAAGAAGAAAUGGAUUCCAAUGAAUCAAUUGUCACUGAAGAAUGACUGAAUGAGGC
Molecule: messenger RNA, 1085 nt
Organism: Lolium rigidum
Lineage: Eukaryota; Viridiplantae; Streptophyta; Magnoliopsida; Poales; Poaceae
Product: zinc finger BED domain-containing protein DAYSLEEPER-like
Exons: 4
Coding region: 382-1074 (230 amino acids)
Molecular function (GO): DNA binding; protein dimerization activity
Source: RefSeq, a predicted model, not a curated record